AUGGCAAGAUCGCUCAAGGCGAUCUUGAACUUGGCAUUGCUGACUCUUCUAGCAGCUUUGCUUGAGGGCUGUGAAACAGCCACUCCAGAAGAGAGGCAGUCAAGCACCACCUGGAUUUUAGUCUUUGCCGUUAUUUUCCUUAUCGGCUUCCUGUUCAUACUGAGCACAUCGCUGGUCUACGAUCAACUUGAGAAUGGAAGACCAACCGCCAUUCUGGGCCUGCUGAUUUCCUGCGGGUGUCUGAUUCCCAGCCUGGCAUUGUGGAUAGCCUACGUUGGGCAGCGAGAGACUCUGGAGUCGGUGCCAGAGCAAUGGCAGACGGACGGAGCCAUCCUCCUCACCUUCGCCAUCGGCUGCACCCUCGUGUUCAUCUUCGCGGGCCUCUCCUUGGGUCACCUUGCGAUGAUCGCCGACGCCACGAACAAGAAAGCGCUGAUGCCAUGGGUACUCAUGCACGGGGUGUUUGGCAUGAUUAGUCUGGCCGCGAGCUUCUCCCUGUGGAUCUCAGUUGCAGGGCAUGAGGGUGGGACGAAUUGCGCCAAGUUGCAGGAUAAGUCCGGCUCCUGGCGGAUUUUCGGCCUCGGAAUGCUGCCAUCAGCUCAUGUCGUCGACGAUGACUACGACGGUCACUCAGACAACUACUCGGUGUGCUCCAUGCUGGACACCGAAGAAAGAACCGAAUCCGAUUGCUCUCGCCAGGCAGCGUGCAUCUGGGAAGAUGCCGAGCUCACCUACGCCUAUCAAUGCCGGCCGGCAGAAAGCCAAGACGCCAUCUCCGUGGGCUUGUGCGCUGGAUACUUGUCCAAGUCGUCAUGUAACGAGCAGAUCAUUUGCAAGUGGCAGCUUCUACCCCUUGGCGAAGAGCGAUGUAGCAAUGGGGGAACUUGGCGUGGCUGUAUCAGCAGCAUACCAGCCCUCGACCACCUCUGCAGUGAGUUCAAGACAUCACCUGAUUGUGCAACAGACCGUUUCUGGGUGUUUUUGUGGCGGAACUUUCUAAGUCGCUCCUUUCAGAAGCGGCAGUGGCUGCACCGGGCCUAUCAGACCAGGAGCGAUCAGUUUCGUUGCGCGUCGACUGGCCUGGAUGUUGCCUGCAGCGAUUGGCUCCGCUUAAAGGAGACGGCUGAGGUGAUGUAUGAAGCCGAGCUUGGUGGAACCAUCGUCGACUUUUUGGCCUUUUUCCUUGGCCUGGCGAUCAGCUUCAGCAUCCACAAAAUGUCCAACUUCUACGGUUAUCGUCGCUUUGCGCUUUUUGCUCUUGUCGUGAGCUUUCUGGCCGACCUUACGCUGGAAGCGAUUCUGUCAUCCUCCGUGUCGGCGGCAGCCAACGUUCUUGACCGAUUCAAGGAUUGUGCUUCCCAAGAGACGAACGGCGACAGCUCGUUCACAAAGAUGAAGGGCACGGCCGACUGGAUUCGCGUACUCGCCUUCGCAAAUAUCAUCAUCGCUUCAAUCGGUCUCUGCGGUGACAUCGCGGGAGCGGCCCUGGACUGGAGUCGAGAUCCGGCUAUCAAGGCUGGACUUCUACUGGUAACUCACGGUGCCGGUGGCCUGGAGGCGGUCCUUGGACUCUUCAGCUGGCGUCUCAACACCGAGCCGUUCAUUGAAGAGCUCCACGCUGUGGAGGUGGCGGCCUUGGGCCUUGAGAAGUUGGAACGCGGACGGGGUCAGAUGUGCUUCACCAGGCAUCCCGACUUAUCCGGGCCUGAACUGGUCAGCAUGGACUGGAGUAACCCCAUCAUCUACAUCCUGCUGCCCGGCACCCUGACGCUGGUCUCUUUGUCCUUGGCACUCGUGCUUGCUCUUUGCGGGCCAAGAUCGGCAAGGGAGGUGCAGGAGAUGGAGUUGCGUACAGGCCGGCGCCGAGUGAGACCGGCUCCUGUAAUGGAGUUUGAGAAGCCCACCCCGCCUGGCAAGCCCCGACAGCCAGAGGCCGUCGCGCCAAAGGGGCAAGCGCCGCCACCCCUUAACCCUACCAAGACUGCGCCUGACAAGCCCCGGCAGCCAGAGGCCGUCGCGCCAAAGGGGCAAGCGCCGCCACCCCUUAACCCUACCAAGACUGCGCCUGACAAGCCCCGGCAGCCAGAGGCCGUCGCGCCGAAGGGGCAAGCGCCGCCACCCCUGAACACUGUGCCCGAGCAGCCCGGACAGCCAGAGGCCGUCGCACCAAAAGGGGAAACAUUUCCACCCAUGAACCCUGUGCCCGACCAGCCCCGACAGCCAGAGGCCGUCGCACCAAAGGAGGAAGCACCUCCACCCAUGAACCCUGUGCCCGACCAGCCCCGACAGCCAGAGGCCGUCGCACCAAAGGAGGAAGCACCUCCACCCAUGAACCUUGCGCCCGACCAGCCCCGACAGCUAGAGGCCGUCGCACCAAACGAGGAAGCACCUCCACUUCUGAACCUUGCCAAGACUGCGCCGGACAAGCCCCGACAGCCAGAGGCCUGGGCGCCAAAGGGGAAA
Symbiodinium sp. CCMP2456 is the source of this 2463-nucleotide messenger RNA. The record is from the annotation of a GenBank genome assembly. Lineage: Eukaryota; Dinophyceae; Suessiales; Symbiodiniaceae.